Molecule: messenger RNA, 1660 nt
Organism: Cucurbita maxima (winter squash)
Lineage: Eukaryota; Viridiplantae; Streptophyta; Magnoliopsida; Cucurbitales; Cucurbitaceae
Product: nucleolin-like
Exons: 3
Coding region: 514-1488 (324 amino acids)
Source: RefSeq, a predicted model, not a curated record
AAAGUCUCCUCUUUCUUCUUCCUCUCCCAUUACGUUAUCGUCUCCUCCGUUUUGCCCUACACCAAUCCAAUCCCCUCUUUGUUUAACGUAAAAUCCACCGGUUUUAUCUUCCAUUUUUAUCACAGAACCGAGCAAAUCUUCAAUUCUCCUUUCUCUAGUAGUUUUGUUUGUUAUCUUUCAUCUUUAUCUUGUGCAGAGCCCGAAACCCUAAUUUUCUGUUCGCCCACCUUUCAAUCUGUCGCAAAUCUUUGAUCUAUCAAUCCAGAAGUUUGCAUCCGUUUUGUUUUUGUUGUUGCCGAGAUUUUUUUUGGCGAUUUAUUGUUUUAUAUUUGUCUGUAAAUCUUCGUCGGACCUAAUUGGGCGUUGUAUGAUUCAAUUUCGCUGCUCGGAGAUUUGGUUUCGCCAAUAAAGUUCUUGUUGAAUUGUUGUAGUUCGUGGAAAUUUAGAAAUCCGCCCUCCGUUUUUACGAUUUCAUUGUUUUUGUGUCGCUUUGGUUGAUCUGUUUGUUUGAAAAUGGUCGGAGGAAGCAGGAGGGACGAGGGUUCUUUGGUUAUCAACAACACUAAUGUUUUUGCAGCCCUCGAGACUCUCAGGAAGAAGAAGAAGUCUGACAAGGAACGCAAGAAUAAAGGGUCGUCUAAGUCCCAGUCGGCUCAGGCUAAGGAACUUGAACCUCAGGUUUUUUGGGCACCAGCUCCAUUGACUUCCAAAUCAUGGGCUGAUGUUGAUGAUGAAGAUGAUGACGAUUAUUAUGCCACGACUGCUCCUCCUCAGGCUGUGUGGGGCUCUUCGGAUGCUCAUGGGAGCAAGGAGAAGCUGGGCAAUGUAGAGGAGAGUGAGAGUGAUGAUGACAUCCUGGAUGAAGUUGAUUAUGAUCUUGAAGAUGAGCAUGAGCAUGAUCACGAUCACGAGAAUGAGCAUGAACCAGAGGUACCUGUGCAUCCUGAGCCAGCUGUGAAGAACGCUCCUGAAGCCUCUGUGGCACCAAAGGAGGCUGAGAGGCAACUUUCCAAAAAGGAAAGGAAGAAGAAAGAGCUUGCUGAACUUGAUGCCCUUCUGGCUGAUUUUGGAGUAAGCCAGAAAGACAGCAACGGUCAAGAUGAGUCACGUGAUGUACAAGAAAAGAGAGAAGGAGAAUCCAAUGGAGAUGGGGAAAAAAAGGAAAAUGCCCCUUCAGAGUCCAAAAGUGCCAAGAAGAAGAAGAAGAAGGAAAAGAAGGAGAUUAAAGACCAGGAUCAGCGAAACAAUUCCGAUGUUAACACCGGACCAGAUGAACCUGCUGGCAAUGGUAAUGCCGAGGAAGACGCUUCGGCAGUCGAUGUUAAGGAGCGGCUUAAGAAGGUAACAUCCACGAAGAAGAAGAAAUCUAGCAAAGAGAUGGACUCUUCUUCCAAAGCUGCUGCUCUUGAGGCUGCUGCAAGGAGUGCAAGACUUGCAGCCGCCAAAAAGAAAGAUAAGAACCAUUACAACCAACAGCCUGUGCGGUAAAAAAGUGCUAUUGUUUUUUUCCUUGCGUCUAUAACUGGACAUAUCUUUCUCAUUGUUUGUACAAGCAAUGCAGAAUAAUCUCUCUGGGCUCUCAAAUCUUGUUUUGUGGACAGUGGCAUUAGUUGUAUUAAAAUGGAUUCCGGGAAUUUCACUUCUUUUUUUUUCCUUUCUA